AUCAACUCUAUUUGGCAGAAGCAAGAGUUUUUUUUUUUACUAUUUCCGGACAUGUUAAAUAACUUGUUUAAUAGCCGAUUUUGAGUUGGUUUGUCGUUUUGUACAAAAUGUCAUCUGCAUGCCUGAUAUAACAUGCUGUGCAAACAAUGCCAAAAAUGAUUUAAUUCUAAAGAAAUCGUGUUCAUAAGAAACAUUUGUCUUCAGAGGAGUCGUCAGUCAUUUUAGUCCUGCUGUAAAGAACUUGUAAAAAUUAUGUAAAACCUUGUUAGUAAGUGCAACUAAAACAACUACAUGUAAGCUGUACAUGUAAAUGUUUUAAUGGGGCAAAAGUCAUUGAUGGGGGAAAUACUUACUGCAGGAAUGUCACGUUAUGAAAGGCUACAGCACGUAGUAUUAUCAGCAGUUUGUUUUGCGUAAUAGUGGUCUGAGCUUUUCACUAUUGGAAAGCCAGAAACCAGUCUGGCAGGGUCCUGUAACUACUAGGCAUUAGGUUUUCCUCAUUUGACUUCAACAACUCUCAGGCUGUGAUUCAACAUCAACCACAGAGCCAUGGAGGCCAUAUAUGAUGUAGAGGUGACCACAGGCUCCAUGACCCAUGCAGGCACUUUUGACAAUAUAUUCAUUACUUUGAUUGGCACACAAGGAGUGAGUGAGCGGACCAAGCUUGACGGCUAUGGAAGAGACUUUAAGACUGGAAUGAGAGUGAAGUAUAAAGUGAUUACCAGGUUCACUCUCGCCAACCUGCUGCUCGUCAGACUCGAGAAAAAUAAUUUCAUGUUCUUGCCAGAGAAUGACUGGUUCUGCUCUCUGGUGAAUGUAAGAACCCCAGAGAAAGAUGUGAUCCACUUCCCAUGCUAUCGCUGGAUGGGAGACGGGGAAGUGAUUGAGCUGCGAGAGGCCAAAGCUACACACAUCUAUGAAGAAAAAUAUUCACAACUGAAAGAGCAUAGAGGAAAUGAGCUAAAGCUUAACAAACAAGUGUACCAGUGGACUGAGUUUAAAACAGGUCUUCCACAGCAUGCAUUUUUUCAAGAGCCCCUGUCUCUUCCCUCAGUGGUCCGCUUCUCUUUCACUAAAGACAUGGACUUAGCUUUCAACUGCUCCACUGCGCUUGGUGAGAUCAAAAUGAAGAAACUAGUGAAAAAAACGGAUCAGUGGGUUCAACUGGAAGACAUUAAGAGUGCCUUCUGGUCAUCCAGAACUGCUGUCUCGGAAUAUGUGCAGCAGCACUGGAUGGAUGAUGAUUUUUUUGGAUAUCAGCUCCUAAAUGGCUCCAAUCCAAUGAUGCUCCGUCGAUGCACUGAGCUUCCUCUGAACUUUGCCGUUACUAAUGGCAUGGUGCAGCCUUUUCUAGAGAGUGGAACUAACCUUGCUCUGGAGAUGAAGCAAGGAAACAUUUUCUUAUGUGACUAUAAAAGGCUGGCAGAUUUAUCAACUCAGUUCAUCAAUGGGAAGCAGCAGUAUGUUGCGGCUCCACUUUGCCUUCUGUACAAGAACCAAGUGGGCAAACUUCUGCCUAUUGCCAUCCAGUUGCAGCAACAGGCAUCAGAGAACAAUCCAGUUUUCCUGCCAAGCGACUCAGAGUGUGACUGGCAGCUCGCCAAACUCUAUGUGAGGAACGCCGACUGUCUUGAGCAUCAGUCAUCUUUCUAUCUGCGCACCCAUCUGGCUGAGACCUUUACAGUGUCAUUAAUGAGAAACCUCCCGGCAGCUCACCCUAUACAUAAGUUGCUGGUGCCACACACACGUUAUACCCUGCAGAUAAACACCCUUAUUCGGAACAGACUUCUCGGUCCUGAGGGAGCUGUCUCUCAGAAUACUAGUAUUGGAGAUGAAGGGAUGACCAAUCUCAUGAGGAAGGCACUUUCGGACCUGACCUACAGCUCUCUCUGCUUGCCUGAAGACAUCAGUGACCGUGGACUAGAAUCUAUUCCCAACUUCUUUUACAGAGAAGAUGGAUUACGGCUCUGGAGCUUCAUAAAUGAUUUUGUAAGAAGCAUGGUGGAGUUGUAUUACCAGAGCGACAGCGAUGUGCAGCAGGACACUGAACUCCAGGACUGGAUCGAGGAGAUCUUUAUCCAUGGGUUUCUUGAGCAGAGCAGCACAGGAAUACCUCAGUGUUUUAGCACAGUAGAGGAGGUCAUUAAAUUUGUGACCAUUGUGAUCUUUACAGUUUCAGCUCAACAUUCAGCUCUCAGAGCAGGACAGUUUGACUAUGGUAGUUGGCUUCCCAAUUCCCCUGGCUCUUUAAAACAACCCCCUCCUACGUCUAAGGGACGCUCAGACAAAAACACGCUGCUUGACACCCUCCCUGACAUGAACACCUCUGCAUAUCUAGUAUCAGUCUUUUGGCUCCUGAGCAAACCCUCAUCAGAUUUAGUUCCACUCGGGCAAUACCCGGAGGAUUACUUUUGCCAGAUGGCUCCCCAAAAAAGGAUCAGAGAUUUUCAAGCAGAACUGUCCUUUCUUAGUGAGUCCAUCAAUGAUAGAAACAAAGGGCUACAAGUGCCUUACACAUACAUGUGUCCCGGGAACAUCAGCAACAGUGUCAGCAUUUGAUUUGACUGAAGACUUCUAAAACAUCAUGUUUUAAUAUACUUAUACUGAAUAUAAACCAAUUGUAGAAUCAUUUUUAUAUUUAAAUGUAGGAUAUUUACUUGCUAUAUACUGUAAUAUUCAGAUAAAUAUACCUUUUUUUAAACUUUGUGUUCAUUGUAGAUUGUCAAUAUUGAUUUGAUUUGAAACAUCUAAAAUUUCUAAAUGAUUCAAGAUUAAAAUUUGAACAAAUAUAUU
Carassius gibelio (silver crucian carp) is the source of this 2793-nucleotide messenger RNA. Its product is annotated as hydroperoxide isomerase ALOXE3. The transcript is spliced from 15 exons. NCBI's taxonomy places the organism in Eukaryota, Metazoa, Chordata, Actinopteri, Cypriniformes, Cyprinidae. The record is from RefSeq and is a predicted model, not a curated record. Gene Ontology annotation, molecular function: iron ion binding; oxidoreductase activity, acting on single donors with incorporation of molecular oxygen, incorporation of two atoms of oxygen; protein binding. Gene Ontology annotation, biological process: lipid oxidation; linoleic acid metabolic process. The coding region runs from base 550 to 2559 and encodes 669 amino acids.